This is a messenger RNA of Saccharomyces cerevisiae S288C, 1191 nucleotides long. It is a transcript of the gene MVD1, whose product is annotated as diphosphomevalonate decarboxylase MVD1. Gene Ontology annotation, biological process: isopentenyl diphosphate biosynthetic process, mevalonate pathway; isoprenoid biosynthetic process. The coding region runs from base 1 to 1191 and encodes 396 amino acids. Lineage: Eukaryota; Fungi; Ascomycota; Saccharomycetes; Saccharomycetales; Saccharomycetaceae. The record is from RefSeq and is marked reviewed. Gene Ontology annotation, cellular component: cytosol. The transcript has a single exon. Gene Ontology annotation, molecular function: carboxy-lyase activity; diphosphomevalonate decarboxylase activity.
AUGACCGUUUACACAGCAUCCGUUACCGCACCCGUCAACAUCGCAACCCUUAAGUAUUGGGGGAAAAGGGACACGAAGUUGAAUCUGCCCACCAAUUCGUCCAUAUCAGUGACUUUAUCGCAAGAUGACCUCAGAACGUUGACCUCUGCGGCUACUGCACCUGAGUUUGAACGCGACACUUUGUGGUUAAAUGGAGAACCACACAGCAUCGACAAUGAAAGAACUCAAAAUUGUCUGCGCGACCUACGCCAAUUAAGAAAGGAAAUGGAAUCGAAGGACGCCUCAUUGCCCACAUUAUCUCAAUGGAAACUCCACAUUGUCUCCGAAAAUAACUUUCCUACAGCAGCUGGUUUAGCUUCCUCCGCUGCUGGCUUUGCUGCAUUGGUCUCUGCAAUUGCUAAGUUAUACCAAUUACCACAGUCAACUUCAGAAAUAUCUAGAAUAGCAAGAAAGGGGUCUGGUUCAGCUUGUAGAUCGUUGUUUGGCGGAUACGUGGCCUGGGAAAUGGGAAAAGCUGAAGAUGGUCAUGAUUCCAUGGCAGUACAAAUCGCAGACAGCUCUGACUGGCCUCAGAUGAAAGCUUGUGUCCUAGUUGUCAGCGAUAUUAAAAAGGAUGUGAGUUCCACUCAGGGUAUGCAAUUGACCGUGGCAACCUCCGAACUAUUUAAAGAAAGAAUUGAACAUGUCGUACCAAAGAGAUUUGAAGUCAUGCGUAAAGCCAUUGUUGAAAAAGAUUUCGCCACCUUUGCAAAGGAAACAAUGAUGGAUUCCAACUCUUUCCAUGCCACAUGUUUGGACUCUUUCCCUCCAAUAUUCUACAUGAAUGACACUUCCAAGCGUAUCAUCAGUUGGUGCCACACCAUUAAUCAGUUUUACGGAGAAACAAUCGUUGCAUACACGUUUGAUGCAGGUCCAAAUGCUGUGUUGUACUACUUAGCUGAAAAUGAGUCGAAACUCUUUGCAUUUAUCUAUAAAUUGUUUGGCUCUGUUCCUGGAUGGGACAAGAAAUUUACUACUGAGCAGCUUGAGGCUUUCAACCAUCAAUUUGAAUCAUCUAACUUUACUGCACGUGAAUUGGAUCUUGAGUUGCAAAAGGAUGUUGCCAGAGUGAUUUUAACUCAAGUCGGUUCAGGCCCACAAGAAACAAACGAAUCUUUGAUUGACGCAAAGACUGGUCUACCAAAGGAAUAA